GGGAAAUGUGCCCCAUAUUAAGACCGACUGAUACACUUCUGAUGGAUCUGUUGUGCAGUCUGUUUACAUUGACAUGACGCCUUGAGCUACCUUGGUUGUCUCUGAACAGAAACCUGUGCAGUAAAAGCUAUGCUUAUCUUUUGUGAGCUUAUAUUUUUCACUCUGCUGCCAGUUGCAAUGGAGAUUGGAAAUGCCCGUCACACCAAGGAACAGCACCAGCAGCACACAGCUCAGGCAGUCGAGCGAGAAAGUCGACCAGAAAGCAAGAGAUCAGAUUCAACCAAAAGUCACUUAACGAAAUCUGAGCAACUCCUACGAAUAGACGAUCAUGAUUUUGCAAUGAGACCCGGAUUUGGAGGACCAGCAGUAAGAGUUGGUAUAGAUGUCCAGAUUGAAAGCAUUGACAGCAUUUCUGAAGUUGAUAUGGACUUUACAAUGACUUUAUACCUGAGACAUUACUGGAAAGAUAGCAGACUUGCUUUUCCGAGUUCCAACAACAAAAGUAUGACAUUUGAUGGAAGAUUAGUCAAGAAAAUUUGGGUUCCAGAUGUAUUUUUUGUUCAUUCUAAGAGAUCUUUCAUACAUGACACCACCAUGGAGAAUAUCAUGCUCAGGGUAUAUCCAGAUGGCCACAUACUCUACAGUCUAAGGACAACUGUCACUGCCACGUGUUCAAUGGAUUUUAGCAACUUUCCUCUUGAUAUUCAGAACUGCUCACUUGAGCUUGAAAGCUAUGCCUACAAUGAAAAAGAUCUACUGCUUCACUGGAAGAAUGAAAACGAACCACUUAAAACAGAUGAGCAGAUUUUACUUGCUCAGUUUUUCAUUGAAGAAUUCCGUGCUUCGAGUGGACUUGCUUUUUAUAGCAGUACUGGUUGGUACAACAGAUUGUUUAUUACUUUCAUCCUAAGGAGGCACAUAUUCUUUUUUCUUUUACAAACCUACUUUCCAACCAUGCUAAUGGUCAUGCUAUCUUGGGUUUCCUUCUGGAUUGACAGAAGAGCAGUCCCAGCUCGUGUUUCAUUAGGAAUUACAAUUAUUCUGACAAUGUCGACAAUUAUAACUGGAGUGAAUGCUUCGAUGCCUCGAGUAUCCUAUGUUAAAGCUGUGGAUAUCUAUCUCUGGGUCAGCUUUCUUUUUGUUUUCCUUUCUAUAAUUGAAUAUGCAGCUGUAAAUUAUAUAACCACCGUUGAAGAAAGGAUGAAAAUGAAACAGAGAGAGAAGGUCAACUAUCACUGCAACAAGAUCUCUCUUCAGGGGUUCCUUCAUGCAUUAUCCUGGGCCCAGUCAUUGAUUGCUGCUUCAAAAAAACAUCUUAAGGACAGAAGAGAGAAUGUUCACAGUGUUAAAAUCACCAUACAAAUGAAGGCACUAAGAAAUGCAGCACCAUGUCUAAGCCAAUGCAAAACUGGACAUUAAAAUCCCAGAGCUAGAUUUGGUGCAUUUUGGCAAGUGGUAGCCUUGAAUUUGUUAGCAUUCAUUAGGAUAUGUGGCAGCAGUUCCGUGAGUAAAUGCCAACAAAAUCUAGACCUUUAUGUUUAAUCAAUCUAUUAGAGUUGGCCCUAAUUAUCUGUCGCCAUUUAAACAAUCCCUUUGAGAUCUGAUCAACAAUAUACAGAAAUAUGGUUCUACCAACAUC
This is a messenger RNA of Hypanus sabinus (Atlantic stingray), 1639 nucleotides long. Its product is annotated as gamma-aminobutyric acid receptor subunit rho-1-like. Gene Ontology annotation, molecular function: GABA-A receptor activity; extracellular ligand-gated monoatomic ion channel activity; neurotransmitter receptor activity. The transcript has 10 exons. Gene Ontology annotation, biological process: chemical synaptic transmission; regulation of membrane potential; nervous system process. NCBI's taxonomy places the organism in Eukaryota, Metazoa, Chordata, Chondrichthyes, Myliobatiformes, Dasyatidae. The record is from RefSeq and is a predicted model, not a curated record. Gene Ontology annotation, cellular component: neuron projection; GABA-A receptor complex; synapse. The coding region runs from base 130 to 1419 and encodes 429 amino acids.